Molecule: messenger RNA, 973 nt
Organism: Cannabis sativa
Lineage: Eukaryota; Viridiplantae; Streptophyta; Magnoliopsida; Rosales; Cannabaceae
Exons: 1
Coding region: 265-714 (149 amino acids)
Biological process (GO): regulation of systemic acquired resistance
Source: RefSeq, a predicted model, not a curated record
AAAACGAAUGAAAAUGACUGAAAACGAGUUGUUAUUGUGUACUCACACCUUCACGCUCUCACGAGAUGAUGACCGAGUCUCCCAGAAGCAACCAGGAAGCAUCCAAGAAAUAACCUAUUUUACUAUUUUAUUUUUUUAAGAAAAAAAAAAUCACCUUUUUUAUUUAUUAUUUUUUUAUCAAAGAAACCAAACAAAUCCAACAAUAAGUUAGUUAAUUAUCCCUUUAUACCUUAUUUUUCACUUUUCACUAAUUAAUUACACAAAAUGGAGAUGGGAAAGGGAAACAUGUGUAAGAAGAGGAAGCUCAGCCAUGUAGUAGUGAGGGAAAAUGAAGAAGAAGAAGAAGAAGAAGAAGAGGAAGGAGAAGAAGAGAAAAUAGAGAAGUUUUAUGAACUCAUUAGAAGCAUGCGAGAGGCUCGUGACCGUUUGAUCAAACCAAUAAGUACUACUACUGAUCAUCAUCAUCAUCAGACUCCAGAUUCUCUCUCUUGGAAGCCUUCAUUUGAACAUGAAGACUUCAUAACUGGUAAAAAUGCUAAUGGACAAGAGAUUAUUCCAACUUCAAAUUUCAAGGUCCCUAAGACUAACCAAACUUCACUCCUCACUACUGCUACUUUUGUUGGGACUUCUUCUGCUGCUGCUGUUCCAAACCAAGUUCCUCAUACAAAUAAUGUUAGUUCAAAAGAGCUCUUAGAUCUUACACUUUCAUUAUAGCGUUUCGAAUAUAUAUAUAUAUAUAUAUAUAUAGUGUGUCACUUUGUUUCUCCAGCCGAUUCGUACGAAUUUUGUUUAUAUGAAUGUUUUUGUUUUGCGUAUCCAGUCAAACCAUGAGAUAGUUAGAUUUUAGUUAGUAUUUAGAGGUUGCGAGACUUAUCAAUAAUAAUAUCCAUCUGUGUAUAUAUAUAUUAUUAUAUAUUUGUACGGAUGCAAAUAUAUUUGCAGGUGGUUAAAUUAAGCAUUAUUUUAUUAUAAA